UAGAUCUGUUUUUAUUUUCAUCUUCAACGUCAGCAAACGAAAGUGAUGUUAUCAUUUUGUUAAAUAUACCUAAAGUUAAUUUUAGUUGUGGAAGGUCGUAAAAGAACAAUAUAAUAAUUAAGUACAUAAUAGAAACAUUUUAUGUACAUUAGUGAAUGUUCCGGAGGAAAAAGUGUAUAUAAACAUUCAAACUACAUUAUGGUAUUCAACUCGGAAACGGACCCGGUCAAUCUGUGUCGGGUCUGCAUCCAGGACGUCACGUACAUCCCAUCGGAAAAUAUCUUCCAGUCCUCGGAUGAUCCUGGCCAUGUCAAUAUCUACCGUAAACUGAGUGCCGUUUGCUCGCAAGUAUUCGCAGGUGAUGAGUCGGAAAGAAAACCGUCGGCUACUGAAGCACUCGUACUGCCCUUGAAUGUGUGCCACGAUUGCAAAAGAAAGAUAGACGAUGCUUACGAGCUGCACAGAAUGUGCCUGGAAAGUCACCGUCUGUUUGGGGAACUGCUGGCACCAAAGCUGGAGGAAGUGAUAGUCAAGAAAGAACCGGUGGACCCGGUUGAGGACAAUCUUGUACAGUUGGAAGAGCCUACAGUGUUCGCUGAUAUUCUGGAAGUCCCAUCGAAAAAAACAUCAGCUAGAGGAAAAGGAAGGCGCUCUAAGGUCAAACAAGGCAUCAGAAACGAAAAGGUCGCCAAGAAUCUAGAAGACAAUCAAGAAAUUCCAGCUUUUUCCUGUGAAAAGUGUGGCGCAGUAACGAAGCGUGAGUUUACCCUGCACUUGCACAUGAAAACGAAACAUCCCAAGGAUGUCUUCCAAUGUGACAAGUGCUACGAAGUUUACUUUGACGAGGCCAAAAUGCUGGAACAUAGGAAAAAUCACGAUCUUGCAAAACCGUACGCGUGUCCCAAUUGCCAAAAACGCUUCAAACGCCGGAGAGAUGUUACGCUUCAUUUGGUACUCUGCAAGGGCCAGACGCCCUUCCUGUGCAUCGAGUGUGGCAAGGGUUACGCCUACGCGAGUAGCCUGACACAGCAUCUUCUAAGUCACAAGGAGAAAUCGGUCGCGUGUGACCUGUGCCCGGUUAAGUUCCACACGAAGGGCGCACUAACUAUGCACAUCCGGCUGAAACACAACAAGGAGAAGAAUUACGUCUGCCAUAUUUGCCCGAAGCGGUUCGUGUCAGGUGACUCGUUGAAGUUUCACAUAUUAGCUCAUACAGACGAUCGACAGUUUAAAUGUGAUGUAUGCGAUAUGAGGUUUUUGAGAAGAAACAACAUGAUGCGACACAUGCGCACCCACACCGGGGAGAAACCCUACAAAUGUACCCAUUGCUAUCGAUCAUUUUCCCAAACGAACGACCUGGUCAAGCACAGCAAAGUCCACUUCGGUGACAAUCCGUACAAAUGUGACCGAUGCGAUGCGGCGUACCGUCUGUUGACCGAGCUGCGCGAUCACUACAAAGUGCACUCGGGCAGCGGCGGAUCAGACCAACCGGAUAACUUUAAGUUCACCAGUAGUGUUAGUGCGCUCCAGUGGCGUGCUGCGCAGGAGCUGCAGCAUGACGUCAGUCAAUCGUCGGCUGAACUAAGGCAGGAGAAAAUGGCGGAAUCGCGGAUGGAGGCGAAUGACGACUUUUGAAUAUUAUGUAAGUACCUAAAUUUUGAA
Molecule: messenger RNA, 1662 nt
Organism: Aedes albopictus (Asian tiger mosquito)
Lineage: Eukaryota; Metazoa; Arthropoda; Insecta; Diptera; Culicidae
Product: gastrula zinc finger protein XlCGF57.1
Exons: 4
Coding region: 142-1635 (497 amino acids)
Biological process (GO): regulation of transcription by RNA polymerase II
Cellular component (GO): nucleus
Molecular function (GO): DNA-binding transcription factor activity, RNA polymerase II-specific; zinc ion binding
Source: RefSeq, a predicted model, not a curated record